AUGGGCGACAUGGAGCUGCUGCUGCCGGGCGAGGCUGAUGUGCUAGUGCGGGGACUGCGCAGCUUAAAGCUGCGCGAUAUGGGCUCCAGAGGGUGGAACCAGCAGCAUGAGAACCUGGAGAAACUGAACAUGCAGGCCAUCCUCGAUGCCACGGCCGGCCAGGGCGAGCCCAUCCAGGAGCUGCUGGUCACCCAUGGGAAGAUCCCAACACUGGUGGAAGAGCUGAUUGCAGUGGAGAUGUGGAAGCAGAAGGUAUUCCCCGUGCUGUGCAAGCUGGAGGACUUCAAGCCCCAGAACACAUUUCCCAUCUACAUGGUGUUACACCACGAAGCCUCCAUCAUCAACCUCCUGGAGACAGUGUUCUUCCACAAGGAGGCAUGCGAGUCAGCAGAGGACACCGUCUUGGACUUGGUGGACUAUUGCCACCGCAAACUGACUCUCCUGGUGGCCCAGAGUGGCCGUGGUGCCCCCCCUGAGGAGGAGUCCCAGCACAGCACCCCCAUGCAGGAACUGCAGAAGCAGGCAGAGCUCAUGGAAUUUGAGAUCGCACUGAAGGCCCUCUCAGUGUUGCGCUACAUUACAGACUGUGUGGACAGCCUUUCUCUGAGCACCUUGAGCCGCAUGCUCAGCACCCACAACCUGCCCUGUCUCCUGGUGGAACUACUGGAGCACAGUCCCUGGAGCCGGCAGGAAGGAGGCAAGCUGCAGCAAUUUGAGAGCGGCCGUUGGCAGACAGUGACCCCCUCGGAGCAGCAAAAGCUGAGCAAGUUGGAUGGGCAGGUGUGGAUCGCUCUAUACAACCUGCUGUUAAGCCCUGAGGCCCGGGCCCGCUACUGCCUCACAAGCUUUGCCAAAGGACAGCUACUCAAGCUCCGGGCUUUCCUCACAGACACACUGCUGGACCAGCUGCCCAGCCUGGCAGACCUGCAAGCUUUCCUUGCCCACCUGGCCCUGACUGAAGCCCAGCCCCCUAAAAAGGACCUGGUGUUGGAACAGAUCCCAGAAAUCUGGGAGCGGCUAGAGCGAGAGAACAAAGGCAAGUGGCAGGCUAUCGCCAAGCAUCAGCUGCGGCAGGUAUUCAGCCCCUCGGAGCAGGACCUGAGGCUGCAGGCACACAGGUGGGCUAAGAUCUACAGGCUGGAUGUGCUCGAGGCAGUGGCUCCAGAGCGGCCCCGCUGUGCCUCCUGCAGUGCGGAGGCCUCCAAGCGUUGCUCCCGGUGCCAGAAUGAGUGGUAUUGCUGCAGGGAGUGCCAAGUCAAGCACUGGGAGACGCAUGGAAAGGCUUGUGUCCUGGCGGCCCAGGGGGACAGAGCCAAGUGA
Messenger RNA from Rangifer tarandus platyrhynchus (Svalbard reindeer), 1320 nucleotides. Lineage: Eukaryota; Metazoa; Chordata; Mammalia; Artiodactyla; Cervidae. The record is from the annotation of a GenBank genome assembly.